ACAAACAAAUAUAUAAAUAAAUACAUUAGAGAGUCCAAACUCUCAAGAUGUGUUACAUAUAUGUAAAAAGUAUUUAUGAUAACACACACACACACACACACACACACACAGGGUUGCAGCUAGGCCUCAUCUUUAAAGUCAGUCCCUAAUCCCCAGCUCUAAUCUGGUCACUGGGUCACUGGGGUGCUGCCUAAUAAUCAUACCACGUCUCCGUCCUUCUUCUACCGUACACGAUAAACACCAUCAUGGCAACUGCAGGACACUUCAUCUUCUCAGUGCUUGUACUGGGCAUAACUCUUGCGGCAGCGUAUGUCGAAGAACUCGAUGACAGAUUUAACGAGAUGCGUAAGAGUGAGUCCUGGCUGGUGGAAUUUUACGCUCCGUGGUGUGAAUAUUGUAAAACCUUCGAGCCGACAUGGUACGACGUCGCGGCCGAGCUGAAGAGUCAAGGCUCCCACGUCAACGUGGGCAAAAUGGACGCCACCGUCUACACCGAUGCUGUCACAGAGUUUACAAUCCGUGGAUAUCCUUCUAUCAUCUUUAUAAAAGAAGAGAAGUACUUUCACUACAAUGGCCGGAGGACGAAAGACGACAUCCUCGAAUUCACCAACAGAGUAUCUGGUCCUUCUGUGCGAGCUCUGACCAGCGUACGGCUCUUCCAGUACGCCCUGAGCCACCAUCAGCUUUUCUUUGUUUACAUCGGAGGGAGGUCACCGCUUAAGGGACAGUUUUAUAAAGUGGCGUCUGAAUUUGUCACCCACAACUAUUUUUUCUCCGCCACCGUGGACGUUUUACCGCAGGAAGUCACGCUGCAAGACGUUCCCUCCGUCACGGUGUUCAAAGACGGGACGUACAGCGUCUACAACGAGGUUCGCGACGGCGAUCUUUCCUCCUGGGUGGACCGUGAACGUUUUCCUCGUUACUUCCUGAUGGACAGCUUCUCAUUGUACCAGAUGGGCGAACGAACUAAACUUGUAGCUGUAGCCGUUGUGGAUGAGAAAAACCCAUCUGCAGAAAGUAUUCGUUAUAAGAGCCUUGUGGAAAAGGCGGCCAGAGAAUACAGCCACCAGUACAGCGCGAACUUUCAAUUUGGCUACGUGGAUGGAAACGACUACAUUAAUGGCGUUAUAAUGGGAGAGUUGCCAGUCCCUUCUCUCAUUGUGAUGAACAUGUCCAUUGAUGGAUAUUAUCUACCUGGAUAUACAGUUGAGACCAUUGAAGAUCUUCUCCAGUUCCUCGAUAGCAUCCUGACUGGGAAAUCUGAGUUACUCGGAGGGAACGGAUUCCUGCGGCAAAUAAAGAGACUUUAUUAUCAUGCGACGUCUGCUUUGAAGACGAGUUUCGCAUCAUCUCCCUUCGGUACAUGUUUUCUUAUUUCCUUGCCGUUGGUCGUGAUUGGAUUCCUCGUCGUGGGAAUCUGCACGGCCGAGCGGGUGGAUGAUGAGAAAGCAGACGAUGGAGCUCAUCCUGAGGUCACUCAAAGGAAGAGAGCGGCGGUGAAACACUCUGAAGCCAAGAAAAAGGAUUAACGUGACCAUAAGCACGGCAGCGGUUCCCAGCCCUGGUCCUCGAAUGCCAUUACUUUGAACAUUUGACAGUUUCUCUGCUCUACCACGCACACAUUGACUCAGCAAAGGGCUGUUAGUUAGACAAAUUAGUUUAAUUAAAGCAGAAAAAUCUGUGAAAUAGUCUACAGAUCUGGGAACCACUGUUACGAUAUUAAAAUUCAUUAAUCAUUUACGGAAACGCAGAUGUUAAAAUUAUAUUAAUAAAAAAUCUCAUCAUUUAUUAUUUGUAAAGCAUUUUGUAACUUUUUCUGACUAACAGCACGGAUGCUGGGGUCGUCAUGGAAUUAUCAUUUAAGCAUCAUGAAGUAAGGGGAAAAAAAACAUACUGUGUCAUGAUGAUAUAGGAAAAUCAACAACAGGGUGGUGUAACGAAGCAGAAUUACGUUUAUUCCAUCGAAGUCGAUUGUUUUAAAAAAAAAAUAAAUAAAUAAAUAACAGCACAGAGCAAAGUGUUUUAUUCCUCUAAAACCACAUCAUACUUUUUUUUUUUUUUUUAAAUCCACUUAU
Molecule: messenger RNA, 2075 nt
Organism: Ictalurus punctatus (channel catfish)
Lineage: Eukaryota; Metazoa; Chordata; Actinopteri; Siluriformes; Ictaluridae
Gene: tmx3a
Product: thioredoxin related transmembrane protein 3a
Exons: 16
Coding region: 246-1529 (427 amino acids)
Biological process (GO): peptidyl-cysteine oxidation
Cellular component (GO): endoplasmic reticulum
Molecular function (GO): protein disulfide isomerase activity
Source: RefSeq, a predicted model, not a curated record